Monodelphis domestica (gray short-tailed opossum) is the source of this 5115-nucleotide messenger RNA. RefSeq lists its product as uncharacterized. The record is from RefSeq and is a predicted model, not a curated record. Gene Ontology annotation, biological process: regulation of DNA-templated transcription. NCBI's taxonomy places the organism in Eukaryota, Metazoa, Chordata, Mammalia, Didelphimorphia, Didelphidae. Gene Ontology annotation, molecular function: RNA polymerase II cis-regulatory region sequence-specific DNA binding; DNA-binding transcription factor activity, RNA polymerase II-specific.
AUGGGGCGGGUCCAGACGGGAGACGGGCGGUUCCAAUUGUCUUCCGCUUCCUUCCCUGCUCCUCGCGGCUCCGCCAUCAGACCGGCCCGGACCCCUGCCGACUCUGCUUGUUCGCGGCCUGCUCGGCUCCGCCGCCUGCUCAGCCGCCGCCGGUGCCCAAGUCCUGCGUCGUGGACCGGGAUUGGGAAGGCGGCUCCUGAAAUCAAGGUGUCAUCUCCAAAGCUGGGCUUCUCUAUGGAACAGUCAUCCCAGGAAAUACUCACUUGGGAUCGUCCCUGUGUUUCUAGUUUGGGGGAAACUUCAGAAUGUGAGGCUAGGCUUGAGAAGCAGCCGAGGAAAGUUGUGAGACAUCCCAGACUUGGUCCUGGAGAGAAGCCCUAUAAAUGUAAUGAAUGUGGAAAGGCCUUCCGACAGAGCUCACAACUCAUCGUACAUCACAGGAUUCACACCGGAGAAAAACCUUAUGAGUGUAAUGAAUGUGGGAAGGCCUUCCGAGAGAGCAAAGAACUUAUUCGACACCAGAGGAUUCACACUGGAGAGAAACCUUAUGAAUGCAAAGAAUGUGGAAAGGGCUUCCGUGAGAGCAAAGAACUUACUCGACAUCAGAGGAUUCAUACUGGGGAAAAACCUUAUGAAUGUAAAGAUUGUGGGAAGGCCUUCAGACGGAGAACUGGGCUUAACGAACAUCAGAGGAUUCAUACUGGGGAGAAACCAUAUGAAUGUAAUGAAUGUGGGAAAGCCUUCCGACGGAGAACUGGGCUUAAUGAACACCAGAGAAUUCACACUGGGGAGAAACCUUAUGAGUGCAAUGAAUGUGGGAAAGCCUUCCGUGAGAGCAAAGAACUCAUCCAACAUCAGAGAAUUCAUACAGGAGAGAAACCUUAUGAAUGUAAGGAGUGUGGGAAAGCUUUCAGACGGAGUACUGGCCUCACAGAUCAUCAGAGAAUCCAUACUGGAGAGAAACCUUAUGAAUGCAAUCAGUGUGGCAAGACUUUCCGCUGGCGAACAGAACUUACGUCCCAUCACACGAUUCAUACUGGAGAGAAACCAUAUGAAUGCAGUGAAUGCGGGAAGGCCUUCCGCCUGAGUGCCCACCUCAUUCAGCAUCGCAGUAUUCACACUGGUGAGAAGCCCUAUGAGUGUAAUGUUUGUGGGAAAGCCUUCCGCUGGAUCACAGGACUGGCUUCCCAUCACAGAAUUCAUACCGGAGAGAAACCCUAUGAAUGUAACAUAUGUGGGAAGACCUUCCGCCAGAGCACCCAGCUCUCCAGGCAUCAUAGGAUGCACACUGGAGAGAAGCCCUAUGAAUGCACUGAGUGUGGCAAGGCCUUCUGCCUGAGCACACAACUUAUCCAACACCAGAGGAUUCAUAACAGAAUGAAGCCUUUUGAAUGGUGAGGCCUCAUGAAGGUCAUGAGCACGAUGCACAAUGGUUGACGGGGAAGGUGCUCUCUGCAAUGUGGUGGUUUUGCACUCAAGGGAAACUUUAAAGAUCUAGCCAGACCCAGUCAAAUUUCCCACAAGGCUGUUGCCUCAGCCUCUAAAAGUUAGUCUCUCCACUUCCCUUCUCCCACCCCUACCAUGAGAUGGACAAGUUUUCAUCGAGAAAAUCAUGGCGAUCUGAGAAGAACUUGUUCCUACAGCUCCACUCCUUAAAAAAUCUGUAAGUUGCCACGUGCUCUCUUCUCCUUCUAGUCUCAGAAGAGUGGCCACCCUACUCCUUGCUAAAUCCUCAGCUCCUCACCUGCUCCCAGUCUCACUCUAGCUGUCAUCUCUUGUGCAUUUUCAGCCCAUGUCUUCACAGCUGCUUGUAGACGUGUUCUGGUCUCGUCAGCGCUUUGUUUUCAGAGGCCAUGCUGGAUCUGUUAAAAUCAUUCAGUCAAGACCUUUCUCAGAAGCCAUCAGUGAUCUUACAAUCACUGAGUCCAGUGGCCUUUUCUCAGUCCUUUUCCUCUUUGAAACCUUAAGACUGAUGACCACCCCCUUGUACGCAAUCUCCUCCCUGACAGCACUUGGGUCUCCUCCCAACACCCUUUCCCCUCCUCUAGUAUUCAGCUCUUCCUUUUUUUGUUUCCAUUCUCUCACUUCUCUCCUCUGGUGACAGUCCAUUGUGGAAAACAAGGGCCGAAAGAAAACUUUCUGGAAUAUCAGCAAAAGCCAGCAUCUGGGGAAAAGCGAGGAUGUGACAAGUUUGGGCAGCAGCAGGGUCAGGACAGAUCCCCCUCUUGCCCUACCUGCUGGCCAGCCCUUUAGCAAGCCCACUGGCUCUAGCUUUCUCCUGGGGAAGAAUGGCCUUGUUAUUUUUUCAGAGCAUUUGAUCUCAGAGUUCAGGAGAGAGUAGAGAAUCAGAUUGGACUCUAGACCAGGGCAGGAAGUGAGGCAUCCCUCAGGGGUCCUCCAGAGGGUCAUAAGCCUCAGGGAUCAGAGAAAGGUCAUCUGGAGGCUGAGUGAGGUGCUGAUACCAGUGGAGAGAGACUCUGCAAGGUGCCACGAAAGCUGGAUUGGCUGUUGAAGGAUAAAUCGAUGGAGGAUGGGGAUCAUUGUCAGAGUGCCCUCUGGGGACCUGUAAGGCUGGAGGGGAGAAGGGAUGAGUGAGAAAGGUGCCUUAUUCAUGGAAAGAAGAAGGCAGAUUUUCUUGUGUGUGUGUGUGUGUGUGUGUGUGUCUGCACAUGUGUGCACAUGUAUGAAAUAGUGUGUAGCUAUUUCUCCAUCGCUGAUGGCCAGAGCUGUGUGCAAUAUCACUUUGGUCCUGAGGUUUGGCCCAAGGGACUGCCAGAGAGCACUGAUCCCAGGGCUUCAACUGCCUUCUUGCAGCAGGUGGCCCUCAGAAUCCAGCCCUGACCUCAUUCAGAGACCUUGGCCGGGCUGAGGCCCUCUCCCAGGGGCCAGGACACCACUGGUCAUCUUGGGGCUCUUUCAGCCUCUCGCUUCUACCUCUAGGGCCCUCUGGCAUGUGCCCGUCCUGCUCCUCUUCCCCAGCUCAUCCUCUGUCCUUCCAUUUAUCUUCUGUGCCGUUGCCCCUGUGGCUCCAUAAUUAAGCCAGCUCAGAGAGCCUCGAGGAUGCCCUGCCCCUGCAGAGUAGUUGCCAAACUCCUUUGCCUGGCAUUUCAAGGCACCCCGGUCUUAAACCUCCCCUCACCCUUCUCUGGGGUCACCCCCCAAAGCCAGCUUCCACGUUGGGGCCUCUGCUUCUGCUAAUGGUGCUUUCUAUCCGCCCUCACUUCCACCUGCUGAGUUCUUGCAAGUCUGUCAAAGCCAGACUCGGUACCUUUGUUUACCUCCCUGCACCCCCAACCUCGCCUAGCACUUUGUUUCUACCUGCGUGACCUUGCUCUCUCACCCGUGUCUCUGCUGAGGCCCCUGGGAGAGGUCUGUGUCCUAUUUAACUCUGUCCUUUGAGCCCCUUAAAGCUCUGAAGUCACUUAAUAUUGGUUUGCCUUGACUGAAGCAGAGUUUGCUGUGGAGCACACUUGCGUCUGUCGCACGGGGAACCGUAAAGGUGCCAACUGAGCCUCAGCUGGGGGAAGGCUCCAUGAGGAUGACUGGUUGGUGCCCCGUGGGGUCUGGCCAUGAAGGAAGGUUUCCUCUGAAGCUUCCCCACGAGGGGCUCCCGUAUCACCCAAAGAAACGCAGAAUUGGUCAUUGUUCAGGCCGUGCGGCCACACUGCAUGAGGUUGGGCUCAGGGAGUGCCGGGGCGGCCUCUGCAUUCCUACGCCCGGUCACUAGUUCGCCCUGCCGGCGUGACGCGCGGGCUGUGUGGAGGCGGGUCACUGGAGCACCCAUGGGCAGCUGCUAACUGGGGGGCUCUAGUGGGCGCUAUGCCGUUGUUGAAUCCCGGACCAGUUCUUGUUCAGGUCUUGAGAUAAGGGGCUUCGGUCUCCCAACAAGGAGCAUCUCUCGUUGGUCCUCCCUGCCACAUUGUUUGGGAUGAUAGGGCCAAGCCGAGAGUUGGCUUUUGAGAAGGCGCUGCUGCCAAGGAUCCAGGGAGGGGGCUGGACGUCCCUGAGGAUGGAGGCAUCAGCCCUCUUCCUGUUCCCUGCUUGCUCGCUUCCUGUCUCUAGGCCCCAGCUCCUCACGUCCCAGGAGGCCCUCAUGCCCUUUCAGCCUAGAGCCUUGGCCAGCGGGUUGAAGGAUGGGCCUGAGCAGCCGUGACACAGCACGGAUGAUCCACUAGCACCUAAAAUUGUUUGGGUUCUCUUCAUAGCGCAAAUGCAAAUGGCUCUGCGCUCUACAAAGCACUUUGACAGACUCAAGCCCUUUGGAGUCCCAGAGGCCAUCCUGACCUGUCCCCAAAUCAGGAUUGAAUCUCCCUUCAUCGCACCUGACAAAAGGCCUCCCAGCUUUUGCUUCAGGAGCUCCCAAUGAGCCCAGAGACUUCACACCCAUCAUGUUGGCAAAAAUGAUCCAGAAAAGGCACUUAGUGGAGGCGGAGGGAUGUGCGUGGAAUGCCAAGCACAGCGACGUGCUCUUGGUCCACAUGUUUGGGUGAGCAACUUGGAACGAACCCCCAAAAGACUAAUCAGGCCAACCCUCUGGCCCACUGACACCAGGACUAAGCAGAGGCUCUCAGGGCCCAAGACAGGGAGAGACCUUGAAGGUUCCCAGCACUUUUUGAAGGUGGACACAGUCCGUGCCCAUCAUUUGGGGGUGACUACAAAGAUGCAGCCUUGUGUCGGAGCAGAACACCAUUAAGAAGGCCUGGGUUCAGAGGCCCACUCGGGCUGAUGUACUGGCUAGGGGACCUUGGACAAAUCCCUUCCCCUCUUCAGCGCCUGAGGCAGUGCUCCAAGCUGACAGAGAUGCUGCCUUGGCAAAUGUGGUGUCCUCAGGAGUCCCUCACACCCGUGAAAGCCCGGCUUCGGUUCCAUUCCGAGAGGUAAUAAGUAGAUCGUCAGAAGGACGGGUGCUUGAACUGGUGCUGAGUAAGCAAGAGCCAAGAGAAUGGCAAGCGCAGGCCGUAGACCGCCAUCGGAGGAGACAGCAGUGGGCGAUGUGCUAUGCUUUGGUUGGCUGUGUUUAGUUCUCGGAAUGGAUGCUCUUCCUGUUGGUGGGAGGGAAUUGACAGCGAUGUUGAGAAAGUGGGAGUGGGGCAUCAAUAAAACAUUUGAAAAGAA